GCGACGGCGCCGCCCGCGCCACGACGGACAACCUGUCUUCCGCGGAGGCGCUCCGCUCGGAGGACAUCGACAAGAUCACCUCCUCUGUCUUCCGGGGCCUGCGCUGCGAUGAGGAGUCUUCCAGUGAGCACCGCAUGCCGCAGGAGGUGCCGGAGCACAAGCUGCUGCAGGAGGGCUCCUCUGGGUCGGCGCAGACGGGUUUCCUCGAAGGUGCCAAGGAGCUCGCGAAGAUGCUCCACGACUCGCUGGAGCCGGGCACCACCCAGAGCCCCCCGACCGAGCCGGAGGUCGCCGAGACGACCAGCCACGCCCCUCCCGCGCAGGAGGCGGCGGCCGGCCCCUGCAAGGGCGAGCGGCGC
Prorocentrum cordatum is the source of this 359-nucleotide messenger RNA. The record is from the annotation of a GenBank genome assembly. NCBI's taxonomy places the organism in Eukaryota, Dinophyceae, Prorocentrales, Prorocentraceae.